UAUUAUGACAAUUACAUGGUAUACCAGACCAUUGCAAUUCCGUUGAAGUCAUCCUAAAAUUUGAUUAUAAAUAUAAAUAUCUACGACAAUGUCGUCUAGCGAAUCGGAAUCAGAGCAAUCUACUCAAUCAUAUGGGUUUGAAAGUUUCAAUAAAGACAUGCACUCUAAUGAAACAAAAAGUUCUAGUGAUGAGGAUCAAUCCAGCGAAAAUGAAAACGAUUUCCAAAGUAAACCAAAAAAGCUAUGCACGGAAAAUGUUACAAAAGGACCUAAAACUUUUUUGUCACCUGCGAAAACGGAUUCCAAUGCAUAUUUUUCGGAACAAUCCAGAAGGAUGAUGGAAAAAAUGAAUUAUGAUCGUACCAAGGGUCUUGGAAAAAGCGGACAAGGUCGUUUGAACAUAGUAGAAAUUUCUACUCAGAAAGGACGUUCAGGACUUGGCUAUGAUAAUUUGAAACUAGAUGCCACCAGUUCAUGCUGGGAUGACUCGAUGGAACAACUGAAUAUACCCGAAAACGUGAAUUGGAUGGAAAACCACGAAGCAGCGAUCAACAUAUAUAGAGACACGCUGGAGAGUUGGGUAAAACGAGGGCAUCCAAAAUUAACUAUAGACGACGAAACGACUUUUUGCGAUGAAGUCAUCUUGAAACAAAUUCUAGAAAAUAAGUCAGCAUUCGACAAACUCUUGCCGAGGGACCUACGGGGAGCACGAGCUAGAUCGAACCCAUUUGAGACCAUAAAAUCGAAUAUUUUCAUGAACAGAGCGGCCGUGAAAAUGGCUAAUAUAGACGCUAUGUUCGAUUAUAUGUUCAGCAAUCCAACAGACGAAUGCGGAAAUGCGAUGGUACGUGAGAAUGAUUUGCUUUACUUUGCUGAUGUUUGUGCUGGUCCUGGUGGCUUUUCCGAAUAUAUGUUAUGGCGUAAAAAAUGGCAUGCCAAAGGAUUUGGCUUCACCCUUCGAGGGGAGAAUGAUUUUAAACUACAUGACUUUAUCGCUGGAAGCGCCGAAACAUUUGAUCCAUAUUAUGGCCCAAAAGAUGAUGGGAAUAUAUUUGAUCCGACGAACAUAGAAAGUUUUACGGAUUAUGUGAUGAAACAAACCGAAUCUGGGGUACACAUUAUGAUGGCAGAUGGUGGAUUCUCUGUCGAAGGACAAGAGAAUAUACAGGAAAUUCUUUCGAAACAGCUGUAUCUAUGUCAAAUAUUAGUAGCUUUAAAUAUCGUACGCACUGGUGGGCAUUUUGUCGUGAAGCUGUUCGAUUUAUUCACGCCGUUCAGUGUUGGUUUAUUGUACCUAGUUUAUAAAUGCUUUAGGAAAAUAUGUAUCUGUAAACCUAAUACAAGCAGACCAGCUAAUUCCGAACGAUAUUUAGUAUGUAAAUGGAAGAUACCGGGCACUGACACAAUUCAAAGACAUCUAUCUGAUAUAAACAGCUUGUUAUUCAACAAAAAAGGUAAAGGAGACGACGUUUUAGAACUUGUCCCCUACGAUGUUCUAAUGGGAGACCAUGCAUUCUUCCAAUAUAUUUGUGAUAGUAAUAAUGAAAUAGGAAAAAACCAAAUAGUUGGAUUAGCAAAAAUUGCACACUUUUGCGCAGAUAGUAACCUACACGAAGAGAAACAAGGAGAAAUUAAAACCAGAUGUUUAAGCCUUUGGAAAUUGGAGGAUAAUAUUAGAAGAAUGGACUCUAGAUUAGCACCGGACUUAUACGUUGAUGAGUUACUUGGACAAUGGAAACACGAGAAGGUAUUCCUCGCGUCAGCAGAGAAAUUGCUCAAUGGUUCGAAGAUUGGAAGUAUGUUCUGUUCUCUUCAUGAUUGGUAUUUUGUGCCAUUGAGCAACGCAGAAAAUUCUGGCAAGAAUACACGCUCGUUUUUCCUGGGCAGAGGUGGCAAAGAAAUCAUGCAAUAUGAUCUAGCACAACGCAGAUGGAUUCCCGUAAAAGAUGUGCAUUUAGAGUUUUUCCCAAGAACCCUAGUUUAUGGCGAAAUUGUUAAAGAAAUGCAAGGGGAAGGAAAAAAACAAACACACAUACAUGCAUUUCACAUAAUUGAUGCAAUAAUAAUAGGUGGCGAAGAUGUACGUAAACAACCUCUCCACGAAAGACUACGCAUAUGUGAGAAAUAUGCAAAGGCCUUAAACAAACCCUAUAGAACUAUCGAAAAUUCCGACACAACAUAUACGGCCACGAUGCCUGUACGAUGCAAAAAGAUGUUUGCUCUAAAGGACAUUGAAUGUUUUUUUGAUCGCUUGGAAAAACACGAGAUCAAGGGAGGGGACGAACGUCUGGGCUACACUGUUCGCAACUCGAAUGAACCCGACAGAUUUUACGUGCCCAGAGCGCUAUUAUUCCUGAGCGGAACACGUGAUGACUAUUUGAAAAUGUUUUCAAAACGCGCCAACAAAUUUUAUUAUUUUCACAAACAACAGAAGACAUCGUUAUUUCCAGAACAGAUGAAAUGUACUGAAGAAACAAUAGCAUCCUUCAAAAAUACUUUCGUUCAUCGUGUUAUAUGGAAAUGGCAAGAGAGGCCUCAAGUGUUCGACGAAGAUGAGAUCAAAAAUAUUACUAAAGAACCACAUCUUAUUUAUCGAAUCGACAUAAGACACUUUUUAACGAAUAAUAAUUGUAAUUGAUCGGAAUGAUUUAAGUAAUAUACAUUGUAUAAAAGAAAAGUAUUUUAUUUAAUCCACAAUUUCUUGUAUUCUUCGAAUUAAGCCAACUUAUCGGUAACACGUUUAGUUCCGUUAAGCUUUUCGUUAGAAAAAAGUUGAUCACAGUUGAUGAGUUGAUGUUGAUUACAAAAUAAGGAAAGAUAAACAAGU
Toxorhynchites rutilus septentrionalis is the source of this 2827-nucleotide messenger RNA. RefSeq names its product cap-specific mRNA (nucleoside-2'-O-)-methyltransferase 1 (gene Cmtr1). NCBI's taxonomy places the organism in Eukaryota, Metazoa, Arthropoda, Insecta, Diptera, Culicidae. The record is from RefSeq and is a predicted model, not a curated record. Gene Ontology annotation, molecular function: nucleic acid binding; methyltransferase cap1 activity. The coding region runs from base 89 to 2638 and encodes 849 amino acids. Gene Ontology annotation, biological process: 7-methylguanosine mRNA capping. Gene Ontology annotation, cellular component: nucleus; cytoplasm. The transcript is spliced from 2 exons.